Phascolarctos cinereus (koala) is the source of this 3393-nucleotide messenger RNA. The record is from RefSeq and is a predicted model, not a curated record. Lineage: Eukaryota; Metazoa; Chordata; Mammalia; Diprotodontia; Phascolarctidae.
ACCGCCGCCUCCUCCCCGCUGCCCUGCCUAUUUUAGUCCUAGCUGCCGCGGCCGGGCGCGGGGCCGCCUGGAGCCGGGGGCUGAGCUCAGGGGCGCGGAGUUGACCCGCUGGGCCGGGGCUGCGGGCACCCACCCUGAAUAAGAAGGGGAGCCGGAGCAGUCCGGUCAGCUCCAGCCUCGCAGGCUCUCAGCCUCCCAGCCAGAGUCCGGCUAGGACCUGAAACUUUUGUCAUGCAACCCUGGAGCUUGUGCCGAGCGAAAGAAAAAGGGUAUGAUCAUCCUUCCAGUGACCAAGGUUCACAACUUUGGAGUUUCCCUGGAUUCCUCAAUCCGCCUUUCUCUGCACAUCCAAUCAGGUGCUAAGCAGGACAGAUCAUGCCAUGUAAAGACUGAAUCUAAAAUGGGAGGCCAGCUGAACCUACAGAAAUCAGGAUGGUUUCCUGAGUGCUUUCACUGCCAUAGAGACUGAAGUUAUCCAUGUGAGCCCAAAGUAUGAGAUGUCCCUGGCCUAGUGACCAGUUAGCCUAAGAUGGCACAGCAAAAGACUCAUUUAUCUGCUUAAGAGCCUUCAAAACAGAGCGAGUCCCAGUCAGCCAUGGGAGAAAAUGCAAGCAUAUGGUGGAACUUGCUAGGUGAACAUCCACUCUGCACGGCCUGGAAGCAAGAAGCAGAAGGGUCCAUUUAUCACCUUGCUAGUAUCUUAUUCAUAGUUGGCUUCAUGGGAGGGAGUGGAUUCUUUGGGCUCCUCUAUGUAUUCAGUUUGCUGGGAUUAGGCUUCCUCUGUUCUUCAGUUUGGGCGUGGGUAGACGUCUGUGCCGCUGAUAUAUUCUCCUGGAACUUUAUCCUGUUCAUCAUCUGCUUCAUGCAGUUUGUUCACGUGGCUUACCAGGUUCGCAGUGUCACCUUUGACAAAGAAUUCUACGAGCUCUACAACUCUCUGUUCCAGCCUCUGGGGAUCACGUUGCCUGUCUUCAGGAAGAUUGUUUUGUGCUGCCAAGUGGUCUCAUUGGAAAAGGAGCAUUGUUAUGCCAUGCAGGGCAAAACACCCAUCGAUAAACUUGCUUUACUUGUGUCAGGAAGGAUCCGAGUGACGGUGGAUGGAGAGUUUCUGCAUUACAUUUUCCCCCUUCAAUUCCUGGAUUCUCCUGAAUGGGAUUCACUUAGACCCACAGAGGAGGGCAUUUUUCAGGUAACCCUCACAGCAGAGACUGACUGCCGGUAUGUGGCUUGGAGGAGAAAGAAACUGUAUUUACUCUUUGCUCAGCAUCGUUUCAUCUCCCGCCUGUUUUCUGUUUUAAUUGGCAGUGAUAUUGCUGACAAACUCUAUGCCUUGAAUGACAGGUGCACUUGGGGCAGAGGGCAGGGAAUUUUCACGAUGAAUCACACAGAUGCCAGUUCAUUGAAUGAAUUAACAACAAGAGAUCUUACAUCUGAACUUGAAAACCUCCUGCCUGUACCCUCCAAUGAAACCACUUGUGAAAACUGGAGAGAGAUACAUCACCUAGUUUUCCAUGUAGCAAAUAUCUGUUUCAUAGUUGCUUUGGUUAUUCCAACUACUUUGACUCUUCAUAUGAUAUUUCUUAGAGGGUUGUUAACUAUAGGAUGUGCUCUUUUUAUUGUCUGGGCCACACUCUAUCGUUGUGCCUUGGAUAUAAUGAUCUGGAAUUCUGCCUUCCUGAUUGUCAACCUGUUGCAUUUUCUGUACCUACUGUACAAAAAGAGACCGAUAAAGAUUGAAAAGGAACUCACUGGUGUAUACCGGCGAAUGUUUGAACCACUACGUGUACCCCCAGAAUUGUUCAAAAGAUUAACUGGACAGUUUUGCAAUAUUCAGACCCUUAAAAAGGGCCAGACCUAUGCUGCAGAAGAUAAAACAUCUGUGGAUGACCGCCUGAGUAUCUUAUUGAAGGGAAAAAUGAAGGUCUCCUAUCGAGGACAUUUUCUGCAUAAUAUUUACCCCUGUGCCUUUAUAGAUUCCCCUGAAUUUCGAUCAACUCAGAUGAACCGGGGUGAAAAAUUUCAGGUCACCAUUGUUGCUGAUGAUACCUGUAGAUUCUUGUGCUGGUCAAGAGAGAGAUUAACUUUUUUUCUGGAAUCAGAACCAUUCCUUUAUGAAAUAUUUAGAUAUCUUAUUGGGAAGGACAUCACAAAUAAAUUAUACUCUUUGAAUGAUCCCACAUUAAAUGAUAAGAAUGCCAAAAGGUUGGAACGCAAGCCCAGUCUUUGCUCGCAGAUUUCAGUGAUGCAAAUGAGAAACAGUAUGGCUAGUUCAAGUGACAGUGAAGAUGGCUUGCAACAUUUCCUCCGGGGGACCUCCACUGCAUCCUCUAUUCAGUACUCUAGCUGCUGAUGCUACAAGACAAUAAUUUACCCAGGGAAGACUCAUCUGUGGCUAAGAUAGCUAAAAGGCAAUUAAUGAACACUAACAACAUAAAUAUAUGCUGAAGAUCAAAAGCUAAAUUAUCAUUCCUUGCCUUCUGGACUAACACCACUACUACUACCACUACUAUUACUACCACUACUACUACUACCACCAUCACCACCACCAUCACUGUUUCUGCUGCUACUACUGCAUAUUGAAGACCAUUCAACAAAUCCAAGGGAAAACAUAAAAUGUGUGGAUUUCCUACACUUGCAUGAACUAAGUGACUUCUAUCAAUGUUUUAGACUGGAUUUUAAACUUCAUUAAAUAUUAAACACCAAAGGACUUUAUCUCCCAAACCUAAGCAUUUAUGUCUUUUAAUCUUAUAUAAUAUAUAUGUUAUGGACAAAUUAAGUCAAAUAUUCUGGUUAUUAGUGCAUUCAGGGGGAAAAGGCGAUUUCCAAGGUACAUAAUUGGUACAAACCUUCAAAGAGUAAUUUAGGCAUGGACAGUACUUUGUUGUAGACCAAAAAAUUAUAUCACUUCAGACACAAAAUGGUGAGCAAUUAUCUUUAGGUUUCUUCCAGUAUAAUUUCCAAAGGAGUUGACUGAUUUUGACUAAAUUUGGAACACUUUCUAAAUAAUGUGAAGAUAGAUGUCUGUUCAAUUUAAGAUUGUCUACUGUCUUGACAGUAUGAUAGCAAGCAGAAUGUUUUAGAUGGGCCUAUGUGCUAAAAUGUUUUGUGGAGUUCAUUGAAAUUUUCUGUAUAGAUAGAAGUUACAAAGGUAUAUGACUGAACUGAGUGAGGUCUACAAUUCAUACCACUAAAAAGGUAGUUAUGAAGUCAAAAAUUAAGUUCCAUAUUAAUGAACUGUUUCCCCAUUGAAUGAAUUGUUUUCAAUAAUUAUUAUUCCAUACUUUCUUUGAUUAAUUAGAUUAUCAGUGAAUAUGUACCAAAAACAGGCCCCAUAGUAUAUAAAGUUAUUUAUAUGUUAUUUUUGUUGGCAUAUGAUUUUUUUAUUGUAAGAAA